AUGUUAAAAACUACUUUUUCCUCGUUUAUGCUUUUAGUUGCUACUUUGAUACUGUUAUCAAACAAUGUCAUUUCUGAUGAGACUGCGUGUUACAAUUAUUUAGUUGACCUCACUAAUACAUUUAAUCAUUAUUUUCCAAUAUGCGGUAAUUCUGAUCAAACUUCCGGGUGUCCAUGUUCUCAAGAUUAUACCAAUAAUUUAACAUGCGCGUAUAACUGUCGUACGAAAUAUAAUCAGUCUGUCGAUAAUCCUCAAAAUGAAGUAGCCUAUUGUAACGAAAAUGGAAACACGGAUACUAAUUAUGUGCCUCUGAAGGUUCCUACCAAUCCAUCUUGCCCGGAUAAUUUAUUAAAUGAUCAGGGAAAUAGUCAGAACCAUUCAGGAAUACCAAUCUGGAGCUGGUUGGUACCAACGGUGCUUGUGGGUUUGUGCAUUUGCUUUUGCAUUUGUCAUGCGUGUUGUUCUGAAUCAGAAUCCAGUUCGACACCAGCAUACAAUCCAAACAAUCCAAGACCA
Messenger RNA from Dentiscutata heterogama, 516 nucleotides. NCBI's taxonomy places the organism in Eukaryota, Fungi, Glomeromycota, Glomeromycetes, Diversisporales, Gigasporaceae. The record is from the annotation of a GenBank genome assembly.